AUAUUUGCGGUAUGAAAAUAUGAUUGUUUGCAGCGUUCCGUUGAUUUCCUUUCGCAUGUGGAAUUUAUUGUGAUCAUAACAGAGGAAUAAUUGAAGACAAUACAACGUAUUUAGUCAGUAUCUAACCGAGCCUGGUUUCGCGAGGUGCUUGACGAAGGCUUUAUUUAUUCACGAUGGAUCCAAAGUUUACGUUUAUAUUAUUAAUUAUGACGGUACCCCUAGCGAAGGGUGCUGUGCCGGGAACAUUCUUUUGGAAACCUCGACUGGGCCUCGAUUUGGCUAUACCAACUACAGAGCCAUCGGUGAUAAUUAACAAGCCGAACCACGAGAACAUUAACGCUGGUCUAGCGGUGCUGGUGGACGGUUAUCAGGCUGGGUUGACCAUUAUAUCAUUUGCUGCCGGUAUAUCCAGUGCCAAGACUUUUCCACACCUAAAUCCGUUCUCCGCAUAUUUCUACACGAAUACUUACAGAUGGGCAUUGCGAUAUUUCAGCCUUAUACCGUUUUGGCUCGGAGGCCACGGAGGGAAUUAUUGCGAUACCCACAAAACCUGGCGACGACGUUUUUACUACAUGGAUGAGUUUCUUCCAAAAUGGAUGAGGAAUCUAUUCCCAUAUGUAGAUAAAGCUGAGUGGGACCACGAGGAAUGGGAAUGGAGAAGAUUUAAGAAGUAUGCAGAACCUGCCUUUGGUAAACAUUAUCGGUAUCCAUCGAAAAGAUUCCGCAAUUUCAAGAGCGCAGAGACUAAAGAGACCAUUGAAAAUAUGGAUCAGUCUGGAAAUUCUAUUUUAGGAUAACUACAUCUGAGUAAGGAAGUUAAACGUUGUAAUUAAAUAAUAUCAUAAAAGCAUUGACUAAGUACACAGCCAUUCUAACCCAAUGUUUAUAUGUUUGUACAGUCUAAACAUACGCAAAAAGCUUUAAUUAUGUACAAUACCACAUUUUACACUUUGUCAAAGAAUGUCCAUUUCAUAAACAUUAUUUAAGUAUUUGAAUGUGCGACCACUCUGUAUUAAUCGAAAAAAUUCGGGUUUAUAAUAUUUUAUAUAAUUUAAGCAAUUCUAUAAAAAAUGCAAUCGUUAAAGGAAAUGGAAGAGAAGUUUCAAAUGGUGCAGAAACACGUAUCGACUACACGCCUCAAUAAAUAAGCAUUCUGCCUUUGUAGCAAAUUUUAAAGUUGAUAAAGUGUU
Ostrinia furnacalis (Asian corn borer) is the source of this 1190-nucleotide messenger RNA. RefSeq lists its product as uncharacterized. The record is from RefSeq and is a predicted model, not a curated record. NCBI's taxonomy places the organism in Eukaryota, Metazoa, Arthropoda, Insecta, Lepidoptera, Crambidae. The coding region runs from base 174 to 797 and encodes 207 amino acids. The transcript has 4 exons.